Messenger RNA from Scomber scombrus (Atlantic mackerel), 1320 nucleotides. RefSeq names its product TSEN15 tRNA splicing endonuclease subunit (gene tsen15). Gene Ontology annotation, biological process: tRNA splicing, via endonucleolytic cleavage and ligation. Gene Ontology annotation, molecular function: nucleic acid binding. NCBI's taxonomy places the organism in Eukaryota, Metazoa, Chordata, Actinopteri, Scombriformes, Scombridae. The record is from RefSeq and is a predicted model, not a curated record. The transcript has 4 exons. Bases 49 to 507 code for a protein of 152 amino acids.
GCGCUGAAUGAGAGUGUAUUUCUUCUGCAGAGACGUUUAGUGACUGAAAUGUGUGAAGCAGCAGACAGAGCAGAUGUGUCCGAGAAACCUCCAAACUGGAUCCUGCAGCAUCCAGCGUUUCAGCAGAUGAAGAGUCUGGAGGUUGGGGACAGUGCUCAAGUGCAUACAGCUUUCCUUGUGUAUAUGGAUCUGACUGAAGUGCGACGGUGGAAAGAGGUAUCUUGUGUCAAGAGUACUGAACUUGAGGCUGUUUUGCUGGAGGCGAGGGAGAAGGAAGGAUCGCCCAUCCACACAGUUCUCCCACUGCCUGUUCACCAAUCUCUGAGCCACAGAAGUAUACGACAUGUGCUGGACAGAGGGUUUCCUAUGCUGUUGUGUGCGGUGGCAUCAGACUCCACUCUGGUCUACCAGAGGAUGACUGAUGGGUUGGUGACACCAGAGCCACCUGCGGGCCCCUUCCAAGAUGCGGGACGGCGGCAGCGCAGGAAGAGACGGACCCAGCCCUGAGUGUCCUGUAGAAGGAGGAACCUCGAUGUAGUCGUUGAACUAUAGCAGACAAGAAGAGUCUUUCAGUCUGUGUAAGCUGCUGCCAAAAUAAGAGGUGUGCCGAUGACAUGGCAGCUGGGGAAAAUGGAUGUAUCCUCAGUGCCCUUCAUGGAUGCUGUAUGUGGUUAUGAGGCCUGCCCUCCCUCUCAGUAAGAAACCACAGGCUACUUCCAAACAGUGAGGUGUAGAUACAUGGGUUUAAACCUUUCAGGCUUGUGACCACUUAAAAUGGAGCAACCUGUGACCCAUAUUCACUGGAUGCAUUUGUCUCUGGUUACCAGGUCAAACAAAGUUAUUUAUGUAAGAACAUUUUUACAUGAUGUGAAGAGGUACCAUGAUGCAAUAAUUCAUAAGAAAGUUAGGGAAACUUUAGUGUAGUUCAUUUUCAGAGAAACCGUUUGGUAACUUUGACAGAACUCUUGCAUGUUCUCCAUAAAUCCUUUUGUUUGGGAGAUUUGUUCUAUAUCCACAGUAUAGAGUUGACUAGUUCGAUAUAAUCAGGGAUUUGCUCACACCACCUUACACCAUAUGUGGUCACAUGCCUCCUCACUAACCUUCAAAUUAGUUGGCUCCCAGUACAAAACAUUUUGGUUACAUUAUAAGUAAAGCCUCUACGGUACUGGAUGUUUUAGGUUUCUACAAAUAUUGAUAAUUGAUGGUUAAAAGAUGUUUUUAACUAUCAUAAACAUAUAACAAACAUUUUAAUGUAAAUGACUCCAAUAUACAUAAAUGACAGAGUUUUUGGCCAAAUAAAGGUACGAUUUGUGUUCUUAA